This is a messenger RNA of Hippocampus comes (tiger tail seahorse), 3414 nucleotides long. RefSeq names its product protocadherin 20 (gene pcdh20). Gene Ontology annotation, molecular function: calcium ion binding. Gene Ontology annotation, biological process: homophilic cell-cell adhesion. The record is from RefSeq and is a predicted model, not a curated record. Gene Ontology annotation, cellular component: plasma membrane. NCBI's taxonomy places the organism in Eukaryota, Metazoa, Chordata, Actinopteri, Syngnathiformes, Syngnathidae. The transcript has 2 exons. The coding region runs from base 547 to 3213 and encodes 888 amino acids.
AUGCCAAGAUCUGCCUUCUGAUCAUUUUUAUAUAUUUUUUUUUGCCAUUAAUUUCACGAACAAAAUGACUGUUCUAAUGCCCAAAUCAUAUGAGCAUACAUGUGCCCCACCUAUGCUUGUGGUUUUGUUUUCAGAUAAUUCUAACUCACAUCAAUCUCCCAUGUAAGGACAUUUUAUAUUUUGGCAAUUCAGGCCAUUUCAGACUAACCUGUUAUAAUUCAUAUGGGCCGUGCUGCACAUUGCAUUGAGGAGUGCGUCGCGAAAGGCCAAGCGUGCGAUGAUGCGUGUGAAUAGCACGUGAAACCCGGAGUGUGUGAACUGCAGACGCCUCAACGGACGUUUGGGCUCAUUGGUUGGCAUAUGGGACUGAUUUGCAUGUGGUGGGAGUGUCCUGAGACAGCCCUCGGAUGAAUGAGUGGUUCAAGUCAGACAGCAAGUCGGCUUUGGACUAAGCAGACAUCUGCAUGGCUCAAAAUGCUUCGCCUCUGUCAAAUGCUUCUCCUCCUGCUAUAAGUGGAAACGGCUGGAAUAGGAUAUACCAUAAAUAUGGUCGAAAGAAAACUCCCUGGACUUGGCCCGAGAGGGGAAAUAUGGGGAUUUUUCAUCCUUUUGCUUUACGCCGGCUCUCCGUCCUGUUUUGCAAGCUUCAGUCAAGCAAAAGAACUCCUCUAUAGAAUAAAGGAGGGGUUACCAAAGGGGACCUUCAUAGGAGCCAUUGGAGUGGACUUGAAUUUGGAUUUGACAGCUGACCCCCCCUAUUUUUUCAGCGUGGCUCAAAGGAGUUUCAGCGAACAGUACGUGACACUCAAUAAUCUCACCGGAGACUUUUUUACAUCCGCCACGGAGAUUGACAGGGAGACACUUUGCCCUUCUAACCCACACGGACACGGAUGUUUCCUCUCAGUGGAUGUGUUUGUGCUUCCGCAGCAAUAUUUUCAACUCAUCAAAGUGAAGAUGAUCAUCGAGGAUAUCAACGAUAACAGACCAAAGUUCCCCGUGGACGAGAUCGUGAUAUCCGUCCCGGAAAACACAGCCAUCAACGCUCGCUACGCGGUGGAGCAGUCCGCAGUUGACCCGGACCUGGGUCUUCAUGGAGUGCAGACCUACUGGCUCGUGAACGACUUUGGCGUAUUCACGCUGGACGUGGAGGAGAACGAAGGAGGGGAGCUGACGCCCUUCGUCAUCGUGACCGAUUUUUUGGACCGAGAGACGCAAGCCGAAUACAUCACAGACAUCAUCGCAGAGGAUGGGGGGACCCCUCCUCUACUUGGUGCGGCCACUCUCAAGAUUGUCAUCUUGGACGUGAACGAUAACUGUCCCCAGUUUACGGAGUCACACCUCAAUCUCACUCUGCGCGGCAACUCCACCAAAGGGACACAUUUGGCACGCCUGCGUGCUUUUGACCCCGACAUCGGGGCAAACGCUCAGAUCAGCUACGCUUACAGUGAGCGUGUGCCAAGGGGGACCAGAAGCUUGUUCCAUUUGAACCGAACUACAGGCGUGAUCAAAUUAGCGGGGAAAAUAGACACCGCUACAGCCACGUCUUACAAACUCACCGUUCUGGCCAACGGACCCGGUUGUAUUCCCGCUGUCGCCACCGUUGCUAUUCGUUUGAUCAAAGUUCGAAUGGGUCCCCCUGUGGUCAUAGCCAGAUACAUCGCCCAGGAAAAAAACGGGGUGGUGACCAUCAAAGAAUCUGAGCCAGCGUACUCCCCUAUUGCUUUUUUUACGGUCAAAAAUAUCGAUGCCAGUCACAAGGUGGACUGCCGUUUGGAGGGGACCGGUCCUUUCAGGAUUGGACCGUACCAGCUCAUCAAAAACGAAUUCCUACUUGAAACCACAGAGCCGCUGGACUACGAAACGGUUCAGGGGUAUGAGCUCGUUGUGGUUGCGGAAGAUAGCCAAGGGCUCAUCAUCGAGACCUUCCUCAAGGUGCAGAUUUUGGAUGAAAAUGACAACGCCCCGGUCUUUCAGCAGUCUUUGGUGGAGAUAUCUCUCGACGAGAACAAUCCACCCAACACCUAUCUCACGCAGCUCCAGGCCACAGACCAGGACAGCGAAGCCCGAGGGGAGGUCAUCUUUCUCCUCGGAGGCGACGCUCCCGCCAUCUUUGUUUUGGAUCGGCUGACGGGUAUCCUGAGCGUGACCACGUCACUGGACCGGGAGGAGAAGGAUACGUACCGCUUCAUGGCGAGAGCGGUGGACCAGGGAACCCCACGGAGGGAGUCCAUUGCCACCGUGGUGGUGACCGUGCGAGACCGCAAUGACAACAGCCCACGGUUCAUCAAUAAGGAUUUCACCUUUUUUGUGCCUGAGAACUUCCCGGGUUACGGCGAAAUCGGGGUGCUCUCAGUGACCGAUGCCGACGUGGGGGAAAACAGCUGGGUGGCCCUUUCCAUCCUCAACGGCAGCGACAUCUUUCUGAUCGACGCGGGCCGAGGCACGUUAAGGGCCAAGAUCUCGCUCGAUCGCGAGCAACAGGGUACGUACCAGCUGUGGAUUGAGGCCGUCGACGGCGGGGAACCUGCGCUCUCCUCGGUCACCAUGGUGACCGUUCUGCUGUUGGAUGUCAACGAUAAUCCACCCGUUGUCCUCUUCCCUCAGUCGAAUCAGUCCUACAUGUUGGUUCUGCCCAACACUCUGCCAGGAACAUCCAUCACAGAGGUGUACGCUGUGGAUAACGAUACAGGAAUGAAUGCUGUGAUUGCAUAUAGCAUCAUUAAAAGAAAGGGAGGGGAGCCCGGGUCCUUUUCCAUCGACCCAGAAACGGGCAAUAUCACUUUAGAGCGGGAACUCAGCAACCGCGGACUCCAUAGCCUUCUGGUAAAGGUCAGUGAUCAUGGUCAGCCAGAGCCACUCUACUCCACAGUCAGGGUGAACUUAUUUGUGAAUGAAACGGUGAGCAAUGAAAGCUACAUCCAGAGCUUGCUGACAAGAGAGGCUGAUAUUGAAAUAGAGGACAGACCCUGGCAGAUUGGCCAAUUGCAGGAGGGACCCGAGAGGUAUGACAUGUUUCCGUGUAAACCUGCCCUCAUUGCCCUUUCGGUGACAUGCGUCGGGCUCUUCUUCUCCCUUGUUACACUGACAGCUUGCAUAUGCUUAAAUAGGUUUCAGAAGCAAAAGGCAAAAUCCGAGGUUGAGUUACCUCUGAAAAUGAAGACGGACUCUAUGCAGGCCAAUAAUCGGAAGUUAGGGCACGUCUCAAACAUCUGACGUCACAUCCACACAUCUGUUGACACCACGGUUUACAACAUACACUGUGAGAAGGCGACAUAUGGUCCUUGUUCAACGUUUGUCAUGACAGGCGAAACAUUCACUGCAUUGAAAAAAAGUUUUGGGUGAACUGACUUCAUUUUUGUUGUCAAGUGGUUGCAGGAAAUAAAAUCAUCUCGAUUCAGAUUUUCAUGUAGACUG